AGGGACCAAAAGCAGAAAAACGGUUUAGUGGGUAAUAAGGUUAGGUUAGGGCUUAUGGCCCUCUCUCCUUUUUGGUUUAUUUAUGGAACCAAGUUUUUGGCGGGUGAAUCAAAUUUUUUUACGUAUUGGAGGGCAGUUUCGUCUUUUCGUCACCACUUAGGGGCUAGGGUUUUCCCUCCCCGUUUAUAAUGAUUUUUCAGAUCGGCCACUGGUUGGUGUGGGUGUGACUCUGUCGGUCCUCUCUCUCUCUUUGCAUGUCUGUUCCCUUUUAGAUUCAGCCAAAUUCCGUUUAUGCUCUCGCCGCAAGAUCUCUCUCUCUCUCUCUCUCUCUCUCUCUCUCUCUCUUCCCGUCUUUCUCUCACUUUCAUCUUGGUUGAUUUCUAUUCGGAAAGCGUUUACUAUGCUACUCUGCAGUGGCUCUGCUUUGCGAUAUUUGUCUCCCUCUCUCACGCUUGGUUCUUUUCUCUGGGUCUUGUCCAUUAGAUCUCUUUCUUAAUUGCAUUACUUUUUUGUUUUGCCACAAUUUGAAUAGAUCUGCGUCCCUCCAUCUUUCCCUCUCUCUCUGAAUCAUACCCUGCUGGCGCUAGGUGUCCUCUGUUUUGAUUCUGAUAGGUCUAAUCCUCUCGGGUAACCGUUAUUUUUUUUUCUUUUGUUUUUAAAAAAUUUCUGUGUCUACUUUCCGUAUAAGAGAAUCGCGAUCUGUGCACGAUCCCCGCAGGGGUUUUCUCAUCUGGGUCUGUUUCAGAUCCUCAAAAGGGGCCACAAAAAUGGUGGAUCUAAGUGAAAGAGGAUCAGAGUCCGAGAGCCAGAGUAACGAGCUCAAGAAGAGCUGUGCUGAUUGUGGGACUACCAAAACCCCUCUCUGGCGGGGCGGUCCAGCUGGGCCUAAGUCACUCUGCAACGCGUGCGGGAUCAGAAGCAGGAAGAAGAGAAGGGCUCUCCUGGGCAUCAACAAAUCGGCAACAGAGGAGAAGAAAAUCAAGAAAAACCCCAGCGGUAACAGCAGAACAGGAAACGGCGGCAAGAACUUGGGUGAUUCGCUGAAGAGGAAGGUGCUAGACGCGCUUUUGCAGAGGUCGACGGUGGAGAAACAGAGGAAGAAGAAGCUUGGGGAGGAAGAGCAAGCGGCGGUGCUAUUGAUGGCCCUGUCCUAUGGCUCUGUUUACGCCUAGUGCAGAAAAAUCAAAGAGAGUCGGAAUCAAUGGAAUAAUCAUGUACCCUCCUAACCCCUGAAAAGUGUAUCUUCUAUUGUUUGACUAACUGUUUUUGCAAUUUGGAGGGAAGCCAGAGGGAGUGAUGAGUCGAUGUAAGCAAGAGACGAGAGAUGAUGUGAUGACCAAUUGAUCAAUUCUAUCAGAUUAGUUCAUGUUUGUUCCUUCAAAUCUACAAAUAUGUAUCUAUCCCCUAUUUAGUUAAUGAAGGUUUUUGGGCA
Molecule: messenger RNA, 1432 nt
Organism: Malania oleifera
Lineage: Eukaryota; Viridiplantae; Streptophyta; Magnoliopsida; Santalales; Ximeniaceae
Product: GATA transcription factor 16
Exons: 3
Coding region: 768-1172 (134 amino acids)
Biological process (GO): regulation of DNA-templated transcription
Molecular function (GO): sequence-specific DNA binding; zinc ion binding
Source: RefSeq, a predicted model, not a curated record